Molecule: messenger RNA, 2032 nt
Organism: Mobula hypostoma (lesser devil ray)
Lineage: Eukaryota; Metazoa; Chordata; Chondrichthyes; Myliobatiformes; Myliobatidae
Exons: 5
Coding region: 261-1358 (365 amino acids)
Biological process (GO): modification-dependent protein catabolic process; protein ubiquitination
Cellular component (GO): cytoplasm; nucleus; cytosolic small ribosomal subunit
Molecular function (GO): ubiquitin protein ligase binding; protein tag activity; structural constituent of ribosome
Source: RefSeq, a predicted model, not a curated record
UGUCAACACAGCGACAGCGGGCCGUGAGAUCAGCCCAGCGGCGCGGUGACGUUCAGAAACGGGGGCAGAAGAUAAAGCGAGCCGGGGGAGGCGGAGAGACGCAGAGUUGCAGGAGCGGGGAUACCGAUCAGCAGCAGCCGGAGAAUUUCUAUUGAUUUACCCGGACCGGAGCUGGAAGUCGGUGCGGAAUAAAGGGCAAAGAAAAAAAGCUGCGGAUCAGAUUUUCUUCAGAUUCGUCCUGACUUCCGCGAUUUGACAAGAUGAGACUUCAGGUGAGGUUUAUCACCGGCGAUGGUUUCGAACUUGAUGUCGACCCUUCCAUUCAAGUGUCGACACUCAAGAUGAAAAUCCAGGAAAAGACCAACGUGCCCAUUUCCCAACAGCGUCUGAUGAUGCAAAAUGGCCAAAGCGUGGAGAUGCAGGACCAGAGAAGUCUAAGCUACUACAACCUCAACCCCAGCCCCACCGUCAUGUUGCUGGUCAGGAAAGAGGAAUCCAUGCAGAUAUUUCUCCUGAAUGACAAAGGGAAAACCUCGACGUACGACGUGAUGCCCUCUGAGUCCGUGCAGAAGUUUAAAGAGCGGGUCCAUCGGCGGGAGGGGGUCAUACCCGACCAGCAGCGCCUGGUUUACGAGGGCAAACAGUUGGAGGACGACCGAUUGCUCUCCGACUACAACAUCAGACCACUAACCACCAUCUCUCUGCUGCUCCGGCUACGUGGAGGAUCCCCUGGGUUUCUCUUUAGGGCCCUGGUUGGUGAUGGAGGCGGGCUGACCAUUGGUGAGGUCAGCUGUAACACAUCCUACACUUACAAAGUUCCGCUGAUGCUGACACCAGAACGGAAUCCGAAAGUGAAUCAGCCGAUAGCGUUGAACCCUCGAUUUGACAAGAUGAGACUUCAGGUGAGGUUUAUCACCGGCGAUGGUUUCGAACUUGAUGUCGACCCUUCCAUUCAAGUGUCGACACUCAAGAUGAAAAUCCAGGAAAAGACCAACGUGCCCAUUUCCCAACAGCGUCUGAUGAUGCAAAAUGGCCAAAGCGUGGAGAUGCAGGACGACAGAAGUCUAAGCUACUACAACCUCAACCCCAGCCCCACCGUCAUGUUGCUGGUCAGGAAAGAGGAAUCCAUGCAGAUAUUUCUCCUGAAUGACAAGGGGAAAACGACGACGUACGACGUGAUGCCCUCUGAGUCCGUGCAGAAGUUUAAAGAGCGGGUCCAUCGGCAGGAGGGAGUCAGACCCGACCAGCAGCGCCUGGUUUACGAGGGCAAACAGUUGGAGGAUGGGCGAUUGCUCUCCUACUACAACAUCAGACCACUAACCACCAUCUCUCUGCUGCUCCGGCUACGUGGAGGCUGAUUUACUCCUGCAGACGGUUGAGAAAACUGUGAUUAAAAAUAAUUUAUUGGUAUUUUAUUGCAUUCCUAUAUUCUGUCGUUAGCACUUUGUUACAUUAUCCUGUCUAUCUGCUACGUUCCACACUGACAUUCACAAGUUGGACAAAGGACCGAUUUCCGCUCUGUAUUAAUGCUGUACUGAUGGGGUGUCUGUCGGACAAUGACAUAAAUUCCCAUCGACGUUUGUCGCUUAUCACCUUGUUGCCUUCUUAGCCUGGAAAACAUGGGUUGUCAAUUUUGCAGAGGCCAGAUAUUAACAAUAUCAAAGGAACUCUGGCAACCUGCACCUCCUCUUCAGAUCAAUGUAACUCCGAAUGGCUGAUCAUAAUCUGAUGGUCUAUGAUUUCCCACAUAUAAUGGGUUUCACUCAGAGACCCAGAAAUAACUGCUGUGGCAAUUUCAAUUUACAAUGUUUUGAAACAAAUCCCACUAAAAAGAUUGGGUUUGAUGGGGGAGGGGGAGAUGACUUAACGACUUCAAAAAUUGUUUGCUUCAGUUACUGUGUUCUUCCAAUGGGUCUUGAUUUUCAUUUUAGCAUUAAAAUUUAAUGAAAUCAGAUUAGUUGAAGUUCUAAAUGUUUUGCAAUUUUCAUUGUUGAAAUUUCCAAUAUGAUUUGAAAUGAUUUUUUUAAUAAAA